This is a messenger RNA of Cloeon dipterum, 4421 nucleotides long. Its product is annotated as oxysterol-binding protein-related protein 6-like. The record is from RefSeq and is a predicted model, not a curated record. Gene Ontology annotation, molecular function: cholesterol binding. Lineage: Eukaryota; Metazoa; Arthropoda; Insecta; Ephemeroptera; Baetidae. Gene Ontology annotation, cellular component: membrane; intracellular membrane-bounded organelle; cytosol. Bases 238 to 3126 code for a protein of 962 amino acids. The transcript has 17 exons.
UCCUUUAGUUACCCCCAGGUUGUUACGCCCACUUCUCCUGUUGGCCCAGAAUUGCAAAAUUACACCUCGUCCACUGCAGUGGUCCGGAUAUUUUUUGUCAAACCCAAUUCGAACGAAAACAUGCUGCGACACAGUGCUUAGAAUUAUCGAAAUGACUCGUUUAAUACGGGGGCGCAGGCACAUAAUUAAUGUUAUGUCAUGGAGUCAUUGAUUUGGAAGUUGCCCUUGUGAUUGAAGAUGUCAUCAGGAUUGAGACACAUUGCCACUGAACCUGGCAGUCUGAGCAACUACAAACACUACAAGUCGAUGGAGAAAAAGAAAGGCAGCACGGCUGUCAUCCGGCCGGUAGCCAAAACCUCCGCUGGGCACAACUCGGACUCAGAUGGCAGUGCGGACACUAAUAGUCUGUCGGCGGACUCGAACAAUGACACAUUUGUCAGAGUGCCAUCUAAAGAGGGGAACAAUAGCUCCAAAGCGGUGGUCAGGAGGGCGUCCGAAUGGGAAAUACUCGAAGGGCUGAAGGAUGGACAAAGGUUCGACAAGAAGCCGAAACCCUUUGAAGGUUAUUUACACAAAAAGAGGAAGUGGCCUUUGAAAGGAUGGCAUAAGCGAUAUUUUGUUCUGGACAAAGGAAUUUUGAUAUACGCCAAAGGACCUGGGGAAAUAGCCAGGGGGAAACAUCACGGCUCCUUGGACAUAGGGCUGUCAGUGAUUUCAAGCAAGUUGAAAAGACGCCGAAUUGAUAUCGACGCAGAAGAAUUCAUUUACCACCUCAAGGCAAAAACUUUGGAGACGUUCCAAGAAUGGGUAGAGCAGUUGAAGUUGCAUCGUCUCUACCGCCAGCACGUUUUGACCUUUGGCACGCGCAAUUUGCCUCUGGUGCAGUCAAGGAAUUCACCUGACGCGAGUCCCCUGAAUCCCCCGCAGAGUCCUGUGGCGGCGGCACCUGCGGAGGAAGGCCACAAUGCUUCCUCCACUCAGCCACCAUCGACCUCGACCACGUCGUCUGCUUUGCAGCAAUCUCAUUCUCGAAUCGCCAACUGGAUCAUGGAUUCGCCAGCCCUGGACACCAUCCCCAAAGAGCUCUCAUUGGUCCAGCAGAAUCUGGUUCAACUGAGUCUCAUUUUGGAGCAGGUUGAACAACUUCCCACCGGCUCGGAACACCCAGAGACGGCAGAUGGGUGCUCUCCCAAUGUCAAGAAGGACAGAAGGAAAUUUGGGCUGCGCAAAAAGAAGAGUUCCAAGGGCAGUGCAGCUGAUUUGGCUGGGAGCAGUCCCAAUAAAGCCACACAAAAUGAAACAGAACCUCCAAACUCUGGUGGAUUACCUCAAAUGGCCCAUCUGAGCAGCAGCAAUCCGUCAUUGCCGUGUGCCGUUUUGACUGCCACUAGGCCUCAAAGUCUGCCUGGAGCGGAGCAUCUGCUUUCUUUGAAUAUGCCGGCGGAAAACAGAGGUCACACAACGCCUGACUUCCAUUGUCGGGAAGACUUUGUCAUUCUCGCCAAAGAUAUUCACAUUAAUUUGAAGGAGGUAGCUCAGACCAUGCUAGUGGAAAGAGAUCGGCUGAAGCAAGCUAUGGAGCUUGAUAGUAGUUUUCUGACCUUUGGUAGUUCUGGAAAUUCUCAGUUGAUUGCUAAUUUGAAAAGUUCACUAGCCUCGGCCGUUCACCAAAACAAAGAACUCAAAAACAGGCUGAAUAAAAUACACGAAAACUCUGAUCUGAGUGACGUAUCAUCGAUCGCCCAGUCUGAUCAAGCUGCUAAACAUCUCCAGCAAUCAUUAUCAUAUAGCAGUUCAUGUCUGAGCGCUAGUGAAUUUUUCGAUGCACAGGAUUUCCAAACAAAUCUAAACUUCAGCGAGACUUCUUCCGAGGCAAGCUUCAGCUCGGAGGAAGGCUCGGUCGUUAGCGAGACCAGCGAGGUUGGAACGGACAACACUCCAGCUCAAAGCAUUCCAGACGAAGAUGAUGAUCAGAUGAUGCCAAAAUUCCACACUGGCCGGAGAACCAAGCUGCCAGCGCCAAGGCCAGACCUGGAGGGCCUAUCCCUGUGGAAUUUGCUUUGCAAGAACAUCGGCAAAGACCUGUCCAAGGUGUCGAUGCCUGUGGCCCUGAACGAACCCCUCAGCAUGCUGCAACGCCUGUGUGAAGAGCUCGAGUACAGUGAGCUCUUGGACAAGGCAGCAGACAUCGACGACCCGUACGAGAGGAUGGUCUGCGUUGCCGCCUUUGCCGUCUCCGGCUACGGCUCCUCGUACUACCGAGCUGCCAGCAAGCCGUUUAAUCCUAUUUUGGGAGAGACCUACGAGUGCAUCAGAGAAGACAAAGGCUUUAGAUUUAUUGCGGAACAAGUGUCUCAUCAUCCUCCCGUGAGUGUGUGCCAUGCUGAGUCAAAAAACUUCAUAUUUUGGCAAGAUGCACGUAUCAAAACGAAAUUCUGGGGCAAAUCAAUGGAAUUCCAGCCAACUGGCACCGUGAAUAUCAAGUUUCCGAGAACAGGCGACACAUACAAGUGGAACAAAGUUACAACUUGCGUGCAUAAUGUGUUCGGUGGACAGCGUUGGGUUGACCAAUACGGCGAACUCAACAUCACCAGCAGUAAAAACAUCACUUGCAAGCUCACGUUUGUUAGGUCGAGCUACUGGUCGGCUAAAAAGCAUGAAAUCUACGGAAACAUAACAAACGAGGAUGGGAAAGUUGUGAGGACCUUGUUUGGCAAGUGGAACGAAGCAAUGUACUGCGGGGUUGCGCCGUCUGCCAAGUGCAUCUGGAGACCAGGAACAAUGCCUGAAGAUUACGAGCUUUAUUACGGUUUUACCAGAUUUGCAAUGGAGCUGAAUGAGAUUGACGGUGAAAUGGUAAAAUAUUUGCCUUGUACAGACACCAGAUUUAGACCGGACCAGAGAUUGCUAGAGGAAGGCAACCUGGCAGCUGCGGAGAACAUGAAAAUGCAGUUGGAACAAGCGCAGAGAGAAAGACGCAAGCGCCAAGAUGAAGAGAAUGUGCCUCGUUGGUUUAAAUGCCACAAUUCAAGCAAUAAUGAAGAAAUAUGGGAGUACAACGACUUGUAUUGGGUCAAGCGUAAAAACCCUGGUUUUGUGAACCUCAACAUUCCUGCCCUUUGGUGAUUAGCAAAAGUCUCGAUUUCUCUUUCAAUUUUUCUUGUUUGCCUGUAAACCAAGAUAGUAUUCCUUAUUUCGGUCUGACUGAUUGAUUUUUGACGAAAGAACAUCAAAUCAAGGCAUAAUUUUGAUCGACGUUGCUAUUUCGUAAAACUGUUAAUUAAGUGCAAACAAUCAAUUUUGCUCAAGAGCAAAUGUUUCAAAACCCAGCAUGUCCAGGCUAACAGUAGUGAAAACCCUGUUCUUGACUCAGCUUAUUAUGUGCUAAAUAUGAAAUGCAUUUCCUAUAUAAUCGUCAAUUAUUUACAAAUAUUACUAGUUGAUGCGCUGAUUUGAGCUGGAGUUGCAUAGAAUAAUUUAGCAAGAGCGUGGCAGUAGCAGAGGACGGAUUGUUUCAAUUUCAAUAUAUGAAAAGAAUUCUCAAUGAUUACUUAUGUAUCAACAACAAGAUAUAAUGCUUGGUUUGGGCUGUUUGAAGGUGUUGCAAGCAUUCGUGAAAUUUCAAGGCUGUGUGAAGCUGAAUUUGACAUUUAUAUCAUGUGUCCUUAAUAUUGUUUCCACCGAAAUGAGCUAACGCGUGUUUGCACUCAAUUUAAACCUUUUUUAUGGUUGAAAUACAGCCGUAUUUUUUUCUUCGCCGUUGGUUGAUCCAGCUGGAUACUCCUUGAUCUUUGUGCCUGAUUUCUGAUUGUUGAUAUUACGAUGAUAACGUUAAGAUGUUGAUUUUCUUCCACGUGCAGUGGUGACAUUGGAAACGCGAGUGAUCUUGAUGCAAUCGUAUUAUAUAAAUAUUAUCUUAAGUAGGAAAGAUUUUUGGUGCUAAUGAUGCAUUGCUUAACAAGUAACACUGCAGUCGGUUGAAAAUUAGUAAUAAUUAGACCUUGAAUGUGAGCUAAUCGUGUAAUUUUAGUUACGAUUAGUAAAACCACUAAUAAGAUCGUUUGCCUCCUGCUUAAUUUGUUCCUUUGCAAACAAUUAAAGUUAACUGCCGCUUGUAAAAAAUUGCAAACUGGAAUUGAUUUAACAAAACGGUAAAGUGAGCGCUUAUUAAUUGUACAACCUAACGUACUCCUCCUGGCUCUGCUUCGGUAGAGUGGUGUCACUAUUAUUUUAACUACUCUUUUGGGCUCUGGAAGUUAAGCUUGUUAAGUUGUUAUCGAAGGAGCCUAUUAGAAUUUCAUCUUCACUCUCGAGAGUAACAAACUUUUUACCUGAUUUUAAUUAUAAUUUAAACUGUAUAGAUCGUUAUAUUUUACUGUAUGUUUUCGCGAACCAAUAAAAUUUUGCCAUAGACACGCUGA